This is a messenger RNA of Pseudophryne corroboree (corroboree frog), 1612 nucleotides long. Its product is annotated as oocyte zinc finger protein XlCOF7.1-like. Gene Ontology annotation, cellular component: nucleus. Gene Ontology annotation, biological process: regulation of gene expression. NCBI's taxonomy places the organism in Eukaryota, Metazoa, Chordata, Amphibia, Anura, Myobatrachidae. Bases 595 to 1560 code for a protein of 321 amino acids. The transcript has 3 exons. The record is from RefSeq and is a predicted model, not a curated record.
UGCGCGUGGCGAUCGCGCUGCAUGCCGGGAGCUAGGUAGGGAGGGACUUAGGUUUGCAACACUUUGACGUAGACACCCGAUCGGUGUGCUCCGUAUACGGAGGGGUCUAUUCAUGAAGCAGUGAAAAGCGUGGAGAAGUGAACCAGUGGAGAAGUUGCCCAUGGCAACCAAUCAGUGUUGAGGUAAGAUUUAUAUGGUGCAUUAUAUCAAUUGUAUGUAGCAGCUGAUUGGCUGCAACUUCUCCACUGGCUCACUUCUCCACACUUUUCACUGCUUCAUGAUUCAACCCCUCAGUCACACUGUCCUUGAUUGUAUUUCAAGAUGCUGAUUUGAAACCCAUUGCCUAUGCCUGCGCCUUAUGUCUAUUGGAAAAAUGGGGGCAGGGCACCAAUGCUCUCUCUGGCACAGGGCACCAAUAAGUCUAGUUACAGCUCUGGAUUCAAAAUUGGGAUAAAUAAGAAGUAUUUGAGAUUUCUAUCUGAUCAAGCCAAUUAAAGACGUAGUUUCUUCAUAAACCUCUGGAGGAUUCACAGAAACGAUUCUCAUUUUCUGGAUCGAAGAAAUGUUCGUCUAAUUUUGUUUCUCAUCUAAUACAUGAUGAGUCUCACAGGAGAGAAACGUCAUCUGUGCUCUGAGUGUGACAAACGCUUUGCAUAUAAAUCACAGCUACUCGUACAUCAGAGGAGGCACACAGGAGAGAGACCAUUUACAUGUUCUGAAUGCUGCAAGUGUUUUUCAUACGAGUCGGGUCUUUAUGCACAUCAGAAGAUUCACACAGGACAGAAACCGCAUCUGUGCUCUGAGUGUGACAAAAGCUUUAGAGAGAAAUCACAACUUCUCGUACAUCAGAGGAGUCACACAGGAGUGAAACCAUUUACAUGUUCUGAAUGCAGCAAGUGUUUCACUUCCAAAACACAUCUUGUUAGACAUAUGAGGAGUCACACAGGAGAAAAACCAUUUAAAUGCACUGAGUGCAGUAAGUGUUUUUCCCAUUGGACACAACUUGUUAUACAUCUGAGGAUUCAUACAGGAGAGAAACCAUUUAAAUGCUCUGAAUGCAGCAAGUGUUUUUCCACAAAGCAAAAUCUUCUUAGACAUCUGAGGAGUCACACAGGAGAGAAACCAUUUAAAUGCUCUGAGUGCAGCAAAUGCUAUUCAGGUAGCUCACAUCUUGUUAGACAUCAGAGGAUUCACACUGGAGAAAAAACAUUUAAAUGUUCUGAAUGCAGCAAGUGUUUUUUUCAUAAGUCAGAUCUUGUUACACAUCAUAGGUUUCACACUGGAGAAAAACCAUUUAAGUGCUCUGAAUGCAGCAAGUGUUUUAAAUCCAAGUGUGGGCUUCAUAGUCAUAUAAGGAUUCACACAGGAGAGAAACCAUUAAAAUGUUCUGAAUGCAGCAAAUGUUUUUCCCAGAAGUCACAUCUUGUUACACAUCAGAGGAUUCACACAGGAGAGAAACCAUUAAAAUGUUCUGAAUGCAGCCAGUGUUUUUCCCAAAGGCAUCAUCUUGUUUCACAUCAGAGGAGUCACACAGGAGAGAAACCAUUUAAUUGCUCCUGAAUGCAGCAAGUGUUUUUCUGAUCAUUAAAUUUUUGAAAAACAUAAGAAGAAU